AAUAACUGAUUGUAUGUAAAUUGCAUCAUGUACGUAUGCAUGUAUAAAGAAACGUUACAUAAUUUAAAGAUCAUAAAAUUUUAUGUUACUGCCCUCUGAACUCUCAUAAUUCAUAUAGUACAUAUAUAAAUGUCAAUGACAAAGAAAUUUCCACAUUUCAGUGUUUUUAUAAAGAAAAAAGUCCAUAUUUGAAAGUCAAUUCGAUACAGGUGAAUAUUUACAUGUAGCAUGGACGGUUGAAAGCACAUGAUAAUGUAUAUUCAAACUAGCACGGUGUGUAAAUAAAUGAAACGAAGUUUAUCAGAAUGACAUCGACUAAAGAGUUAUUAAGAACUGGUUUCCAUAGUAUCUGGAGACCACAUAAUGGAAAGCUGAGCCAUUUAACAGAUAUACCACGAGAAAAACAGUAUAUGGAAUACGGAAACUUAGCAACUGUUAUGCAUCUCGAUACAUCACUCAAGUGCUUCAGAAAUGAAAAAUUAGAAGCAAAAAGAUAUAAAGAGUUUUCUGUUCUUGAAUCAAAAGAUAUCAAUGCUGUGUGUUUUUACUGCGACGGUUCAAAUUCCGAAAAUGAAGAUUUCGACAAUAAUACUUUUCACAACCAAUCCUUGCACGGAGGUGUCAAGUUUAUGGUUGACGCCAAACAUAUGUUGAACGAGGUCUCAAACUGGAAUAUUUAUUUCAUUGAAGUAAUAGACAUGGAUUUUUAUUCUGUUGCAAGACUUUUAAUAACUACUGCGCGAUACGAAACUUUUCCUAAGCUUGAUAUCUAUACUAGAAAUGCUCCUUUAUAUCACGACAAAAAUAAACUUUACUGCUUAACUUGUCAUGAGAAUUACAAUGGAAAGAUAGUUAAAUAUGUUGUUGAAAUAAUAAUUGAAGACGAGGUAUUGACAAAAACUCUUUUUUGGAACGAAUUGACUGUUUCCGUCAUUAAGCAUGAGGGGCACCGACGAUUCAAAUGUAAAAGAGUGUUAGAUCGAGAUAAAAGUAUGUGCAUGCUUGUAUCUAAAGAGGACUGUUUGGCAGGAAUAAUUGCAUGGAUGUUAGUACGUAAACGUCUUAAUGUUUAUAGAAAAUUCGAUUAUACUACUAAACGUCGUUUGUCAGCCAUUCAUUCAGUUAUAAAGACUAAAUAUCCUCCUAGGAUUCCAGUCUCAGAUGACGACGAUUCACAGAUGAGUAUUAGUGAUAUUGAAUUUGAGAGUGAGAAUAGUAGCAUUAAUACAGAGAACAGUCUACAUUUUGAUAUGGAUACUAAACUAAAUGCUGUUUGCGAUUAUAUAGCAUAUACGUUUUAUUUCUCAAAUAGUUCAGUAGACGUAACAUCGCUGCAGUGUGCACUCGAAAAUUGUGAUAUGAAUGUAACUUUUCCCACAAAGACUGAAAUAAUGGCUUGUUUAGUUUUAGUUCUGAAGUCUAUAAAUGACCCCCUUUUAUUAUACCAGGAAGAAAAUCGACGAAAAAUACUUCUUGGUAUGAUUCCGUGUGUAAAAUUCAUUAAACAAAAGUACCAGUCACUUCCAGAAUGUAAACACGAAUGGUGUGUACAUGACGACUAUAUAAAAUGCCCUGAUGUUGAACGCACGCUUUACGGAUACCUUUUGUUCACUUUAGAACGGUGGCAAAAAGAAGACCAUCAGAUUUAUGUUAGAGAAGACAAGACAUAAUACAUAUCGCUAUAAAUUACAUUUUUCAAACGGUCGUACAUAUAUACUGUAUACACUAUAAUGUGAUUCAAACAAAUUCUAAACAUUUCAAUCAAUUGUUGUUGCUACCUUUUAGAAAUAAUUAUAGCAAAAACGUUUUUAAAUGUAAACAUUUUAAACUAUCGUUACAAUAUAUACAUUCAAUGUUUACAGUGAACAUCGGGAAAGAUUCCUGGUACGUUAUCAUAUCUUUAAAAUUGUUUUAAUAUAUCUUGGUAUUUUCUCCAUAUUUUAUAAGACCUUUACAUGAAAUAUUUGUCAUAAAUAGUUUUGAAAUAUCAA
This is a messenger RNA of Mytilus californianus (California mussel), 1991 nucleotides long. RefSeq lists its product as uncharacterized. The transcript has 2 exons. The coding region runs from base 306 to 1670 and encodes 454 amino acids. The record is from RefSeq and is a predicted model, not a curated record. NCBI's taxonomy places the organism in Eukaryota, Metazoa, Mollusca, Bivalvia, Mytilida, Mytilidae.